UGAACCUAGUUACUGCAAUAUGUAGUUCCAUAUUAUGAUAUUUUUACUGCAAAAAAAGUCCACAUUGAUAGCAAUAGCUCGUUUUACCGAACUGUUAUUGUAGGAAAUUAAAAAAAAUUUGUGUAGUAUAAUAGUGCUAUAUAAACGCGAUGACAGUGUUUCAUUAAGCGGGAACCCAAAAUUAGCUUUUCCGCGUACACACUUAGUAAAAAUCAUUAAUCAACUCACUUUACCUCUCUCUAAUCGUGUUUUCCCUCUAUCUUCCCUAAUUUUCUCCUCUUUCUCACAUAACCCUAGCUAAAAUUUAUCGAGCUCCAUUCUACACCUCUAAACACUGUUCCGCCUCUCCCAUCCGCCAAUUAAAGCUCCGUCAUCCACCAUUCCGAGACCAUUUCCGUUGCUGAAGGUAUCGAAGGUCGCCAUUACGCCAUUUCUGUCGAUAGUUAAUUUCCUGAUUUGAUUUCCUGUUUUCAUUUCAUAUUUGCUUAGAUUUCAUCUUUCGUUUGAUUUCCUUUAACUAGGAUUGUUGUUUUAUCAAUUUCGAUUUAGACUUUAAGGAUUCGAUUUGCGAAAUAAAAUUUAUUUGCAUGUCUUCGUUUUCGUUUUAGUUUUAUCAGCUCGAUUACUUGUUACUUAUUCGAAUAAUUUACUGAUUCUGUGUUGUGUCAUUGUGUUGUGUGAUUCUGUAGUAUUUGAUUGAAGAUCUAUCGUUUUUGUAGUCAUUGUGUCAGUGUGUUGUGUGAUUCUGUAGUUUGUUCAGAAUAAUAUAUCGAGUAGAAGAGAUGCCUCUUAUGUGUCCUGUGUCAUUUGUUCAGAAUCGUAGUAGAUUUGCGUUUUAUCUAAUGUAAUUUUUUAUUAUUUGUGCUCGUUUUAGCAAUGAAUUCGAGGAUAAGUUAUGUGCUUCAUCUAAUGUCAUUUUAUUAUGUUAUUUGUUCUGACUCUGAGUGCUUUUACUAUGAAAUCGAGGACAAGUUCUGAGUAUUCUGAGUGAUUAUACUAUUACUCUGAUGACUCUGAUGACAAUUUGUCAAAAAUUGUUACUGAAGUUUCAGUUUUGGUUUAGAAUAUAUAAUGGUGGACAAGGCAUGGGUUCAUCUUAGCAGAGUUGAUCCUGCGUAUGAGAGAGGGGCUUCAGAGUUUGUACGAGAUGUGGCUGCAGGUCUGGGAGGGACUGAUAUGAUUGUAUGUCCCCUGCAUUGACUGCCGUAAUAUAGAUCGUCACUCAGGAGUUGUGGUAGUUGAUCAUCUAGUUACUGGGGGAAUGGAGGAGUCUUACAAGAAGCGGCCUGAUUGGUAUCUACAUGGAGAAUUGGACUCAAGAGUUGAAUCUGAAAGCAACACAAGUCAGUGGAAUGAUGAUAUCUUCGGGUUAUACAGAGCCGCUGAGUGUUUUGAUGAAGAUUUAGCUGGUACUGGGGAGUUAUCUGAGAUGGCAGAGGGAGACGACAAGAAAGAGGAUGAAUUCCUGGCAAAGAUAGCUGAAGCCGAAACCCCAUUGUAUCUGAGCUGUGCAUCACACAACAAGUUAUCUGCCAUUGUUUCUUUAAUCAGACUGAAGACACAAAAUGGGUGGUCUGACAAGAGCUUCAACGAUCUGCUUGAGACCUUACCAGAGAUGUUUCCAGAGGAUAAUGUGCUCCACACUUCGCUGUAUGAGGUGAAGAAAUUUCUGAAAUCUUUUGAUAUGGGUUACGAGAAGAUUCACGCAUGCGUCAAUGACUGCUGUCUAUUCCGAAAGAGGUACAAGAAGCUUGAGAAGUGUCCAAAAUGCAAGGCUUCAAGAUGGAAGACCAAUAUGCACACUGGUGAGAAGAAGAAAGAUGUCCCACAGAAAGUAUUACAUUACUUUCCCAUCAUACCAAGAUUGAAGAGGAUGUUCCGGUCUGAGCAAAUGGCAAAGGAUUUGAGGUGGUACUUCACCAACAAAAGCACAGAUGGAAAACUUUGGCACCCUGUUGAUUCAGUGACAUGGGAUCAGGUGAAUGCAAAACACCCGGCCUUUGCAGCAGAAGAAAGGAACCUGAGGCUUGGUCUUUCAACUGACGGAUUUAAUCCCUUCAAUAUGAAGAAUUCGAUGUACAGUUGCUGGUCUGUUUUGCUAGUGAACUAUAACUUGCUGCCUGACCUAUGCAUGAAGAAGGAGAACAUCUUGCUUUCGUUGUUGAUUCCUGGUCCACAACAGCCUGGUAAUAGCAUCGAUGUGUACUUAGAACCCCUCAUCGACGAUUUAAACCAUCUGUGGAGCAGUGGAGAGGUAACCUACGAUGCUGUAACUUGUUGUACUUUUAAUCUUAAUGCAAUGCUGCCUUGGACGAUCAGUGAUUUCCCAGCUUAUGAGAAUCUUGCAGGCUGUAAAGUCAAGGGGAAAAUGGGGUGUCCGUUAUGUGGAAAGAAGACAGAUAGUAUGUGGCUAAAGUUCAGCAGAAAACAUGUCUACAUGUGCCAUAGAAAGGGUCUGCCACCAACUCAUAGUUUUAGAGGAAAGAAGAAGUGGUUUGAUGGAAAAGCUGAACAAGGGAGAAGGGGUAGAAUACUAACAGGUCGUGAAAUUUCUCAAAAUCUGAGAAACUUCAACAAUGACUUUGGAAAUUUUAAGAGAUCUGCAAGUAAGAGGAAAAGGAUUCAGAGUACUGAUUUAAGCUCUGAUGUUGAGGCUUUAUCUAGUGAAUCAGAGGAAGAAGAAGAGGAAGAGGAAGAGGAAGAGGAAGAGGAAGAAGUUCAAGUCGAUGAAGAUGAGUUAUCUCGGUGGAAGAAGAGAUCAAUCUUCUUCAGGCUACCAUACUGGGAGGAACUUCCGAUGAGACACAACUUGGAUGCCAUACAUGUGGAGAGGAAUGUGGCUGCGAGUUUAGUUUCCACAUUGUUGCACUCUGGAAAAUCUAAGGAUGGUCUUGCUGCUCGUAAAGAUCUGGAGGAAUUUGGUAUUAGGCAGGAGUUGCACCCUAAAAUCCAAGGAAAACGAACAUAUCUUCCUCCAGCACUAUGGUCUUUGUCGAAGGCAGAGAAGAAGAUCUUUUGCAGGCGACUAUUUGACUUCAAAGGGCCAGAUGGAUAUUGCUCAAACAUUUCAAGAGGUGUUUCACUAGAUGACUGUAAAGUAUCAGGUUUGAAAUCCCAUGACUAUCAUGUUUUAAUGCAGCAACUUCUUCUGAUUGCGCUUAAAGGAUCGUUACCUAAAGGACCUAGGCUAGCCAUUUUGAGGCUGUGCGCAUUCUUCAAUAUGCUGUGUCAGAGAGUGAUUGAUAGGGAGAAGCUAUUGGUUAUGGAAGCUGAGAUUGUUGAGACUCUAUGCUUGUUUGAAAGAUUUUUUCCUCCAAGCUUCUUUGAUAUCAUGGUCCAUUUUGAGGUUGUGCGCAUUGUUCAAUAUGUUGUGCCAGAGAGUGAUUGAUAGGGAGAAGCUAUUGGUUAUGGAAGCUGAGAUUGUUGAGACUCUAUGCUUGUUUGAAAGAUUUUUCCCUCCAAGCUUCUUUGAUAUCAUGGUCCAUUUGACUGUGCACCUAGGAAGGGAAGCCCGCCUUGGUGGACCAGUCCAAUUUAGAUGGAUGUACCCAUUUGAAAGGUACAUAAAAGUCCUCAAAGACUUUGUGAGAAAUCCUGCAAGACCUGAGGGGUGCAUCGCUGAGUCGUAUUUAGCUGAAGAAUGUAUCGGGUUUUGCAAUGAAUUUUUUAAGAAGACAACAGACGUAGAAGAAAAAAUAGACAGAAACACAGAGUAUGAGAACAAUUCCAUCUUAGAGGGUCGUCCAAUAUCCACAGGCACUCCAAUUACUCUGACUGAAAUGGAAAAGAAAGUAGCACAUCUUGCUAUCAUCCAAAACAUGGCUUUCGUGAACCAUACGUAGAUGAGCAUCUACAGUAUUUACAAGACACAUGUGAAAAAUGUCGGCGAGAUGCAUCAACCUUAUCAAGUAUGCACACAAAGAAUUUCGCAACUUGGCUAAAAGAACAGGUGCCUCUUGAUUCUACAGAGCAUGAAGAAACACUUAAGUGGAUAACUUAUGGUCCAUGUUGUUCUGCAAGGUCUUAUACAUGAUUCAUAGUUAAUGGGCAGGGGUUUCACACAACGUCAAUUGAUAGGAGAAGUCAGAAUAGUGGGGUUUAUUAUGAGGCUACAGCAGUCUGUAGAUCUAGUGCCAAAGAUAUAUCACAGGUCGUCGAUCUGGUUUCUUUUUACGGCAGAGUAACUGACAUCAUUUUGCUGGAUUAUAAAGUCUUCUAUGUCCCUCUGUUCCGGUGUGAAUGGGCAGUAAAGGGUAAUGGAGUGAAGAUUGAAGAUGGUUUCACCCUUGUUAACCUCCAUCAUAGUCAAGCAUCCUUUGCAAGUGAUCUAUACAUUCUAGCAUCUCAAGCAAAGCAAGUCUUUUACUCUAGGGAAGAUGAGUCAUCACAUUGGUAUACUGUUAUGAGAGAUCCUUCGAGAAGAUACAGUAAGGAAGAUAUUCAAGAGGGGACUGCAAACAUUGGGCCAUUACCAUCAAAUAUCGACAUGGAAGUUGACAUUGAUGAGGCAGAGAAUGUCAGAACUGAUUGUGAAGGCAUAUAUGUAAAUUGUUAUGGCCGGUGGAACGAAAAACAAAAGAGGAGGGAAGCCAAAAAAGAAAGAAAAACAAGCAGAUGAUGAUGUUGAGUUCGUGCGUACUUUGGAGACAGGUGAGCAACAUGUGACAGAACCAGAAGAAGGUGAGCAACAUGUGAGAACCACAAGAAGAUGAACAACAUAUGAUAGAACCUGAGACAGAACGAGCUGAUAGUGAGCCUGAAGGUGAGAUCGGACAGUCUACAGUUCCGGAGCCAAAAGAUUCAAACUCCCGUAAGAGAAAGCGUGGACCAACAAUGAUGAAAGACAUAGCUAAAGAUCCAAAUAGCAGAGUUCAUGUAGAUUUCACUUUCAUGGGAGAACCUUACUGAUGCGCCUCAGUCCAUGGAUCAGUACAUGGAACCGGACCAGAUUGGAGAUCAGGCCGAUCAGAACAACUCAGCCGAGGUUCGUCUACCGAGCCGUGCCAACCAGGACGAUCGUGCCGUGUACCACCUAGACCCGCUUACAUCCGGGAUGGAGCUUAGACCAGACCCACGUCCAGACAUCCGAACUGACUAAUCCAGUACGCGUUCUUCCCAGCCAUCUCGACAAGCCAAAGCCAACAGCCGAGCCAGACUUGACUUGGAUCGUGAGGUUUCCCAAAAUGAUCUAGACUUCUCUCUCUUGGUCCAUUUGGUGCGAACCAAGUGUCCUAAAGACCAAACCGAUGGACUAUCUCUCAUGUCUGACACUCUCUUGGAUUUCUAUCAUUCAUAUUUCUCUAAGGCACGAAUCAUCCAGCUUUCUGAAGACUUAGGCCGCAUCAGUACACUGCUUGAUCACCCGGCGGACUGUCCAGACCGUCCCGAGUUCGUCCAGAUCCUUACCGCGACAACUCCAACUUGGCCGAAUGAAUCUGGACAUCAGCCGAAGAAUCACUUUGACCAGAUCUGAUCUGAAGAGUUAUUUGACUGCCUUUCAACAUACCACAAGUAGUAUAAGUAUGUAAACUCUUUCUCAUAAUCAAUGAAUCGAUUUUCCCCUUAA
Brassica napus (rape) is the source of this 5566-nucleotide messenger RNA. RefSeq lists its product as uncharacterized. The coding region runs from base 1262 to 3388 and encodes 708 amino acids. The record is from RefSeq and is a predicted model, not a curated record. The transcript has 7 exons. Lineage: Eukaryota; Viridiplantae; Streptophyta; Magnoliopsida; Brassicales; Brassicaceae.